Struthio camelus australis is the source of this 10656-nucleotide messenger RNA. NCBI's taxonomy places the organism in Eukaryota, Metazoa, Chordata, Aves, Struthioniformes, Struthionidae. The record is from RefSeq and is a predicted model, not a curated record.
AUGACCACUUUGAGAGCUGAUAAAGCAGAUGAUGAAGAUGAUGAAGAUCUAACUGUGAAUAAAACAUGGGUCCUUGCGCCAAAGAUUCAUGGUGGGGAUGUGACUCAUAUACUGGACUCCUUACUUCAAGGAUAUGACAAUAAACUUCGGCCAGAUAUUGGGGUGAGAACUACGGUAAUUGAAACAGAUGUCUAUGUUAACAGCAUUGGCCCGGUUGACCCAAUCAAUAUGGAAUACACCAUAGAUAUAAUUUUUGCCCAGACUUGGUAUGACAGUCGUCUAAAAUUUAACAGCUCAAUGAAAGUGCUUAUGCUUAAUAGCAAUAUGGUUGGAAAAAUUUGGAUUCCAGACACUUUCUUCCGGAACUCAAGAAAAUCUGAUGCUCACUGGAUUACAACUCCAAAUCGUUUGCUUCGAAUCUGGAGUGAUGGACGAGUAUUAUACACUUUGAGGCUGACAAUUAAUGCUGAAUGUUAUCUUCAGCUUCAUAACUUUCCCAUGGAUGAACAUUCCUGUCCACUGGAGUUUUCAAGCUAUGGAUAUCCCAGAAAUGAAAUUGAAUACAAAUGGAAGAAAACCUCUGUUGAAGUGGCAGAUCCAAAAUACUGGAGAUUGUAUCAGUUUGCAUUUGUAGGGUUACGAAAUACAACUGAAAUUUCUCAUACCCUGUCCGGUGAUUACAUUAUUAUGACAAUCUUCUUUGAUCUGAGCAGACGUAUGGGAUAUUUUACUAUCCAGACAUACAUUCCUUGUAUACUGACAGUUGUUCUUUCAUGGGUGUCAUUUUGGAUCAAUAAAGAUGCAGUUCCUGCAAGGACAUCUCUGGGUAUUACGACAGUGUUGACCAUGACAACGCUGAGUACAAUUGCUAGGAAGUCACUCCCAAAGGUUUCUUAUGUGACAGCAAUGGACCUCUUUGUUUCAGUUUGCUUCAUUUUUGUGUUUGCUGCCUUGAUGGAAUAUGGCACUUUGCAUUACUUUACCAGUAACAGAAAAGGGGACAAAGGAAAAGAAAAGAAGGCAAAAUCCAAGCCAUCAAAACCACCUGCAAUUGCUGUUCGACCUGGAUCAACACUAAUUCCAAUUAAUAACAUUAAUCAUCUACCUGAACGUGAUGAUGAUUAUGGAUAUGAGUGCCUAGAAGGGAAAGACUGUGCUAGCUUCUUUUGUUGUUUUGAAGACUGCCGCACAGGAUCUUGGAGGGAAGGAAGGAUACACAUUCGUAUUGCAAAAAUUGACUCCUAUUCUCGAAUCUUCUUUCCAACUGCCUUUGCAUUGUUCAAUCUUGUUUAUUGGAUUGGCUAUCUUUAUCUAUAAAUUUCAGAGGUUUAACAAACUCAGAAAAAGGCUAACUCACCACUGAUACUUACAACUUAUUGAACAGUCAAAGAUUAGAGCUGGUCCUGAGUCACUAAAAUUGUCUAGAUGCGUUAAAAAUUUGAAAUAAAGGGGGGCAAUAUGGUGAUCCCUCUUGUUACCAAUUUUAGAGCUGAUUUUGUUUUUAGUUCUGAAGAGAAAAUUUAAAAAUAAGUACUUAUAAGACUUAACUUGUCUGAACACUCCCAUUUUUCUCCAGCUCUAACAAAAUGCAGAGACAAGAGGCUACGUUUUUGAAAUGGACAGUUCUACAUAACCUUUCAAUUUUAAUCCUAAAUGACAAAGCUGAUAAAUUUUGUAGCAUCUCUAACACCACAAAGAAAGCCUUAAUAAAAUUGGAUUAGUUAUUCUCAUCUGUUUCUUCUAUAAGGUGAUGAUUUUUAUGAAUUCCUGACUUUAGAAAGUCGAAAUGGAAUGUUUCUUAUUUUUCAGCUAGCCAUUUGUCCUCUGCAGUAUCUUAAAGUGUAAUUAAGUCAUAGUUAAUGCCAUUCAGAUUUAUACAAAGUCAUAACAUGAGCAGCAAGAAAUGGAUAUAUCACAAAAACACAAGGGCAAUUCUGAGCUUGUCUCAUGCUGACCAUUUAUGUAGGCUUUUUAGCUUCAACCUGAGAUUACAUUUAUGUCUGUGCUUCAUCUGCCAUAACUUAACUGUUGUGAGUUCAUCAGAGUUCUCCAAUAGGGCUACGACUUUCCAAGGUUCCUGACGAGCUGCCGUCGCUUGGCGCAGCUCUGCUAAUUUCAUGGAAACCAGGCUGAUGUCGACUAACUGAAGUUCCUAGCUAUUGAGAGUAAUGUUUUUUCAUUUCCUCACCAUUCUCCCUCUCCUUAGUCUGAUUCAUACUCCGGAUCACAGAAAGCAUUAUCUUCAGUAACAUUUCACUGGCAUUUGGGAAAACUCUGGCAAUGCUAUAGUCAUUAUAUUCAAACCUGGUAGGUUGGAUCUCCGGUCCUCAGAGUAAAGUGUAUAACCUGCUCCACUUUGCAUACAGUAUGAUUUUUGUCGAUUCUGCUUGUUUCUGCGUACGCCAUUUACUGAGCCAAAUCCAAGUUAUAUGAAUGUACAGAGCCUGUAUUAUGGAUUUAUUUGUAGUAAUUCCUUGAUAUUUGUUUGUUUUUUAAUAGCAAAUCCAUGUUAUGGGGGAAAAAAAAUCCUUAUGUAUUGCAGAUCAUUAUGCGAGAUGGGAUGUAUCCCAAAAAAUCAUAGGACUGGCUCUCCAGCCUCUCUGUAGUCAGAGCUUCUGUUCAUUUUGUUAGAAAUUCUUCAGUAGUGGUCUUUCUGAUUUGACUUCUCUAUAUGUUGACUGUUACUGGCUGCCAGCCAAGUAGUAUCUCAUUUCUAUGUUUAAAUCCAUUGUCUUCAUUAUGAGAAAGUGCAGUCCCUCCUCCUUUCUCAGAAAGAAACUGGUCUCAAGUGAGCUUGCAAAAAUCACUGUAAAAUUAAGAUAUCCAUUAAAUAAAAGUCAGAACUACAGAGGGGACCUUACAGAUCUUUAAAGGGGAUUAAUGGGAUUAGCAUUUGGCUCUAGGUAAGGAUGCUCCGUGCUGGAGAUGAAGACAUGAUUAAUGGCUAAUAACAGAAAAUGAUAUGUGAAAGACUCGUCCCUCCCCCAGUGUUUCUACUGAAUGUACUCCCUCCUCUGAAUUUGUCUCAGAAGAGAUUAAUGUAUCUUCAUAUGGUUGUUGGUACCAGACAUGAUUUGAUAAGCAAUACAAAUUCAAGAGAAAUGCUGCUGCGGUAUUCAGCCCCAAAGUUUAAUAAAGUAUGCAAGACUGUAUGAAGUGAUUCUGGAAGACAGUGUGAUGAAGAAGAUCCCAUUUUAAUGCAAACUUUAUUUCAGUAUUUAACUGAUAAAAUAUGAAAGUAGUUGAGAGAAAUCUGAAAAUCUGCUGUUGAGAUUGACGGACUGUAUCUGUUGUGUGACUUCUCUGAGCUGCGACUUCUGACUGUUGCAUCCUUAAAGUGAGGGUAAAAGUGAGGCAUCCUUAACAACACUGAUGUACUAUAAUUUAUUGUUUCUUUAGAGUCUCAUUUUCAGAAAAUAUUCAGUACAAUAGAAAUGUGUCAGUUUUAAUUCCAUAGUGCGGUUUGAUGGUUUUUGACAGCACACUAAACAUAUUUCUCAGUAGGAGGCAUGAAGGUGGCUUCAGUAGUAUAUUGGGUGUACACUUGAAAAGCAAGCCUACUUGCUCUGCAGUACAAGCCCCAAUUGUGUGAGCUUCUGAGCUUCAUUAACUCACCUUUAAGCAAAUGGAACUUGAAAGAACUUGGCCCUUCAGAAGGGGAAAUACGAAUUUCACAGCCCGCUCUCCUCUGGCAUUUCUAGAUAGCUUUUUCUAUUCACUUGGUUGUCAGUUGCCAAUCAGCCUCCAGUGAUUGAACUGAAGAACAGAAAACGUCCUGAGUUGGCGAGGGGUGGAUAAGAAAUCUUUCAUGUCUAAUUUCUAUGAAACAAUGUAAUGGAAUAUUAAAGCCAGUGAAUUUUAUGGCUGUUUGCCUUACGGAUGCACUUGCUUCUGUCUGUUGACAAACUUUUCUGUGUACCUCAUUUGGUUUUGAUGGAAUCAUUUCAGCUUCCCAUAGCACUGAGAGUGCAAAUGCAAAUGGGAAUGCAGCAAACUGUAACUUAGCAUGUAAUAACUGUAUUAUUUUAGCCCUAUCUGUUUUCUUCCUAAUCUGCAUGUGAACACUUGAUUCUAAGAGAUCUAAUUGAUAUUCAUAAAAAAAAAUGGCAAGAAACAGAGACUCUGGUUACCUAGGCUUAGAUGCUACAAUUAUUUUUCAAAUGUAUGUGGAUAAAAGAUUUCAUUUAUUGAUAGCUGGGAUCACAGUAUUUGGAGUCAUAUUAUUCUGGCCAUUAGUACUUAAGCACAUGCUUAAAACUAUUCCUAAUCAGUACUGUAAUUAGGCCAGAAUUCAGGAAAGCAUGUGCUUAUGUACUGUCAUAAAAAGUGAUGAUAUGCUGAAAAAGUGCCAUUAACAUAUGCUUAGCUUGCACUGAGUUCAGUAAUGAGUGUUCAGUAGCUCAAAUGAUUGAGCACUAAGGAUGCGAGCCAAAGCCUAUUCAGGAAAAAGUUUUUGCAUUGAAAGAAAGGGACAUAGGAUGAGAAUUUACCGUAGAGGUGGAGAGGUGAGAAACGGGUCUGAAAAAAUUGCUUUAAACUACCUACCUUGGAGGUCUCCUGAAAAGUAUUUUUCCAAAACAGACACCUUUUCCUGGAUAUUUCUGUGUUUGUGUUGACCAUUUGUCUGUUUUAGUAGUGAGUACAGUUCAGUGUGCUAUUUUUCAGUAAGGUGUUGUUUAUGAUUGUGCCUUACUAAUCUUCAGUGCAUGUUUUCUACAUCUGUUUCGUAUAAUGUCAGUGCAACCAUAGCAUGAAUUCUAAGUAAUGUGUUUUUUUAUGCGUGUAUUGAUGUGCUUCAAAGGCUUUAACCUUAUCCAGUUUUCUGACGUUCAGAGACAUAGGAUUGUGUAAGAUUUUGAAGGAGAAUCACCUCCAAGAGGGUUUUUAUAAUUAUCUGUUGCUUAUUUGAGAUGGUAGAAAAAGAUUUGUUUAAACCUGAUAUUUGAAAUGUUUCGUAAUUUGUGAGCACCUUUGCUAUUUUAGUUAAAAAGCCCAACAGAAGGAAUCUGGGUGUUAAAUCUGUGUAUCUGCAUAAAGUAAGAUAUAUUCAGUUUAACUGUAUCAAUCAUCAUCUCAGUUUACUUUGUUUCCAAAAACCUGAGAAUUAAUGCAAAUAAGUCUAAUUUACAUUUCUAAAAUCAUUGCUAAUUUAAUCCUUUUAACUAUUCUUUCAGUACAUUGUGAUUCUCCUCAGCUUAUACACUAAAUGCAGUCUUUUGUUUUUGAAAUAUCCUUUAAAACUGUAAUUUGUAAUGAUUAUAAUUGAUAUAGUAAAUAAAAUUAAAAUUGAAAUCUACAGCUAAAGUACAGUUUACUACAAUACAAACCUAGAAAUUAGAAAGGAAUGAUUUUCUUCUAUUUCUGAAAAACCUCACUGUCCACAUGCCCCAAUGAAUACGUCACAGGGGAGACUGGCUUGUGGGAAGAGGCAGAAGCUUCUCCAGGCCAUAACAAAGGCCUCUGUACUGGUUCAUACUAUAGACUUGUUAGAUGAGUGGUUUAGGCAAGGAAAGGUAUGGUUCUGUCCUUCCCUUUUCAGCGGUCCCUUGCUGCUGCUUCACUUGCACCAGCUAUAACAGUUCUGAGGCCAUGUGGCCAGCUGAAUCAAAGACUGAAAGUUUAUCAUUUAUUAUACUGUUUAAUAAGUUAAGGUUUCAGCCAAAUGAGUGGGCUAAUCUGACUGACCGUGCAGCAGUAUGACCAUUAGUUCUGUUGCAAGACAGGUGAUGGGAGCUUGCAGCUGGAGCCAGAAGGCUGGCUUCUUAUGAUGAGCAUAUUUCAUUCAGUUGAGAAUCUGCACCUAAAGCUAAUAUGGAGGAAAGGGAAAGAUGGAGGGGAAAAAAGAUCACCCGAGGAAGUGAUCCCAGCAUAUGAUUACACUGAUCCCAAUGACUUAUACUUAGUAACUGAGUUUCUCAAUGGUAUUUGUGAUAAUUCUCUUGAUUUCCCUGCAACAUAACUGAAUUAGUGUUAAAAAAAAAGAAAGAAAAUACCAGACAUUUCCUAUUAAUUACAGACUGAAUGAGCGACAGGUCAUUAUCUUGAAUGAUCAUUGUUCCGGUGAGAUUUCCUCCUUCAAGGAUAUUACUGCUACUAAGGGUUUAAAUCUGAAUUAAAUCAGAAAAAGUUCUCUUUUUUUCCUACUUUAAUUAUUGAUGAUAGAACCUUAAAAAAUUAUAUUGGAGGAUAAAUUAGUAAAAUAAACAGGAGGAAAGAGCUAGUAUCCAGGUCUCUGUCUGUAGCACCCCAUGAGUGCUACAACGUUUGGGAAUGGCAUCCGAUCCAUUCUGCAUUUGUUCCCUGGUGCCCUCCCACCUUCACUCAGAUGUGUGCUGUGUGGGGUAUGCCUGGUUCAGAAAAGCCUAGUGCUAAUGACUAGGGCAAUCCUUAAGGGAGUAGGAAAGGUGGAUAUGGUCAUUUCAGGCAUGAACUUGGGUAUCCAGCCUUCUCCAAGGAUGUUGGUAACAGUUGCUAGUUAAAAGGAAGGGUGUUUUCUGCCUGCUGGACUGUGAUUUGAAACAGUGUCCCUGCUUUCCUUCAGAAGAUUGAGCUGAGACUUCCAGAUGAAGGGAAAAGCAUCUCUCUGCUGAAUACUUAUCUAUGAAUAGAUGCAGGACCAUUGAAUUGGCUCUCCUCCUGUUAGGCACCUAAGUAUUGCCCAUAUGAAACAGUGGGAGAGUUUUCAUUGCACUCUUGGGCAGGGUGGCUGAGCUUAUCCCGGUGCUCCGUGUUGUGGAUUCUGAGUCCUGAUUCAGGUCUGGUAUGAUCUUAAUGAAAAGGUACUAGUAUGUUGAAAGGCAGUGAAUACUAAACUUUCCAGAUGAUUUACUAGUAAAUCUCAUAGAGAAAACCAGAGCACUGUGAAGGCUUUAGAAGAAACUUCAGAUACCCAUUUGGGGCAGAAGACUAGAUAAAACUGUGAUACACUAAAGGGAUGCAGGCCUUUACCCAUAGGCAGGUCUUGGGGCCAGCCAAAAAGUCAGCAAUAUCUUAUUUCUAAAAACCCUAAGUCUUCAUGGAAUUUUAAGGAAAAAAAAUCUAUACGUAUCAAUUCCCAAAACAAUCUCAUUCCCUUUCACAGUGACAAAUCUUGCUUUACCCAGUGAAUCUCAGUUAUGGUAGACCAACAUAACGUGUGUUGUGAUGCCACCACAAAGGAUGUAAGACAGAAGACCUAUAGACUGUUCCAGAUCGUUUUUCCUUUCCUUCCCUUUUCUUAGUCAAGAGUUUCAGAAGUGUAAAAGGUGUAUGGCAAGUGAAAACGAGGACAAGUUUCCUACCUGACAGCAGGGCCCAGAUCCCAAUAACUGACAGGAUCAAUAGAGACAGAAGUCUGCUUCCAGUAAUAAGGCUUCUCUUUUGUAAUUCCUUCUACAACGCCUUCUAGCAAUUGCUUUUCUAUUCAUUUCUACAUGCCUACCUGAAACUCUGAGAUAAUUCAGGUUGGAGGUAAUUCUCUUGUAUUUCUGCCUUCACAGAAUGAUCUUUAUCAUCAUGCUUUGAGCCUUGAUGCAUUCAAAAGAAAAGGCUUCCUCUUCCAGUUUGCCUGGCCAGGCCUUGCAUGUGUGUAAUGUCUUACCACCAAAAUUUGGAAAAGUGAUUUUUAGUUGAUCCAGUGGAGGAGGCAGACUGGCUCCACAGGGUAGUGUUAAGAUUGCUUUGUGAUUUGGCCUUGAAAAGGUUAAGGGCUGUUAAAGAAGUGAUCGAUGCCGCCCCUCUAGAGGGUGGAUUACUUCUGUCAAUUCAAUAUUUAAAAACAGAAAACAAAAGCAGCUGCUGUGAGUGGAUUAGGUGUGGGAAGUGAAGACUGAGUCAUUAUUUCACUGAGGAAAUAUAUUUCCCCUUUGGUUAUUUUUUCUCAUUAGGAAGAGGGUAAAUAGGAGUCUCUGAUUUGUGGAACCUACAGAAAGCAGGUCACAGUCAUUUUAAUUGAGUGAGGUGACAUUUGUCCCUCUGCCCCACUGAUUUUGUAAGAGCAGCAGCCGUGAAGGGACUGGCACCGUGGCUCAGAUUUCCCACGUUAGGUAAAUGCAGACAUUUGCAUAUUCAUAGGUCCAGUGUCAAAACACAACCUCUGUUCACUCAUUAGUCAUUGGCAAAAUUAUGAUGGUUUGUGUACAUGUCUGUCUUCACUGCAUUGUUUGUUUUGUCAUGUUGCCCACUGUGAAUGCUUGGAAUUUCUGUGCGAAGUUGAGGGCUGUGUUAUGAUACCUGUAAUUAUGGAUUAAAUUAUUAUAAGAUGUAAAUAUUUCCUUAAAUGAAAGUAAAGCAUCAGAAUCUGGUAUAGGUAGAUUGUGAUUCCUACCCUGGAAAAAAUUCUAGUGUCUACUAUUUUUAUCACCUUCAGUUCAGUGACCUCACAAAAAGGUUUCUCCAUCCUUUAUCGAUGGAUACUUUUAUUGUCUAAACACAUUAGACAAUGGAAUAAUAGAGGGUUAGAUGUGAACAUAGCAGCUUUGGAUGGGGGAAAUGUUGGGAACUGAUGCGUGUUCUAUUUUGACCUAUAAUAUCUGCUAGGGAGAUCCGUUGUGUAUCACUGGAGUGGCACUUUUUAUACCUGCUGAAAAUGUAGCCUGUUAUACGAGAUACAUGUUGAUUUGUCAUUUUUUUAAUAUAUAAAAUACAUAAUUGAUGCAAAUAUAUUUUUCCUUUUUCAGUUUUCCUUCCAGAAGCCUCCUUAGCUGCACUAAUCUUAUUAUAAGUGUGCUGAUAUUUACAGUUCUACUCAGUUAUUUGGUACUUUUCCAAUAGCCUUGGUAUGCACUCAUCCAUUAUUAUAUUCAAUUACAUAGAAAUGUCAAGGUAUCCUAGCAAGCUUUUAAUAUGAUUAAGCCAUGACUUCUUCAACUUCUCUUAAAAAAUCAUAAUCUCUUGUAUACAAUGCCAAAACUAAAGCAUUUGCAGGUAUUAAAUUGAAUAUUAUCUGAUUCUCCAUUUUCAUAAAGUAUAUUUGUCAGGUUAGAAUGAAACACUGAUAUCAUUCCAUUUUAAUAUUGACAGCAUUGUUAAUGAGCAUGACUGAGCUAGAAGACCUCAGAGGUGAAAUGGUGAUGCUGUAAGCUAAAUCCCAGACAGCUGAGACUUUGGGAGUGUGGUAGAAGGGAAAUUGGCAAUAGCAAAGACAAACGUAUAGAUUUAGAUAUGUAGACUGGACAGCAAUAUUUUAAAGGGAUUACAUACAUGUUACAUAUAUGUCAAUCUCUGAUUGUCAUUUUAAUAUUCUUUAGAAUGUUCUUUCUUACUUCACUGCGUGCUAGAAUAUUUUUUCCAGAGAAUCUAAAUUCUCUAUGUGACAAGAAAGGUCAAGGAAGAACAGCAGUAGCAUUUGCACUGUUAGAAUGCAGAAGUGGUUCAGAGGCUUAAAAUAAUUGUGGCUUCAUUUGAUGGUUUUUGUGGAUUCAUUUUCAUUUUCAUUUCCUUUUUAUUAAAGAAGAAAGAGAAAACACAAAUGGUCUGGCUGAAGAUAGGCGUUGGUAUUACUGAAGGUAAACUUGAAAAUUCACUCUUUGGUGAAAAGUUGAUAUAUAGAUAGUGAAUUUCCUCAGUGCUGAGGAAAUCGCUGUGAUUGCUUUCACAGAGUGGAUACAUUCUUUAUUGUCACAAUUCUGUCGCUAUUGUGGUAAAAGAUUGACUCAGAGGUUUAAAUUUUUAAGCAUACCCUUAUUUUUUGGAUGCCUCACUUGCUGAUGUUCAGUUUAAGACAUCUGAGAAAGUCCUGUUUUUCAGAGGGUGUUUUUCAGAGGGUGUUUAGCCCUUUCUAAAAAUCAUCCCUUAAGCUUUCUGAGCUUAAAGCACUCCAAAACCAAACUAAUUAACUAGGUAUAAUGCUAGGAUAAUGCUUUAAUUAAAUAGAAAAUUUAGACUACUGUGGAAUAUUGUGGGAAGUUCAAAUAAGGUUCAGGGCUAGAAUUUUCUAGCCUUCUUUCUCUCUUUCUUGCCUUUUUUUUUCUUUUUAGAUCUGGGGAGAGAUAAAGACAAACAGAGGGAUUUCACCCUGUGUUUUCUAACAGUAUACCUCAUGCAGAAUAGUACAGCAUGUCCUAAAAGCUGAUUUUAGUCAAAUGCUCCUUUGAGACGGAUAACGGGAAUAAUAUGAACAAGCUCAGAACGGAGGUGCUUGUGGCUGUCAUUAUGUGAGGGUGCUGUGCUGCUCAAGGCUUUGAAAACAGAAUUUCUAAAGUUUAUGGGAGAAAGCUGGUUUAUAAGGACUCUCACUUCUAGAAAAAACAUAAUCUCAGAAAACUCUUACCAAGAGCAGACUGACAAUAUUUUGAAGUCUCGAUUUUACAGCUCAUGACUGUACUGUGAAUGUUAAUGUCUGUUGAAUUUUCUUGUAAAUGUUGCACUGGUCCUUGUGAAUCAAAUGGAAAUGUGCUUGCACCCUAGUGUAUGGUUCAUACAGAUGUCUGAGAUGUAGCCUGUAAUUUCCUAAAUGUAAAACUCUUUGAAAGCCAUAGUCUUGAAAAAAAGAAAACCAUAUCUUCUGUGCAAAAUGAACAGAUUAGAUGUUUGUGCUCUGAUGUCUCUUAAACUGAUAAGAAUCAAGAGAGUUAAACACUGAACUUUGUAAAGCAGUUAUAAUGCAUUCUGUUUUUACUGUAUCUGCUGUGAAGUUGAUUGGUUACACUGUGAAAAAUUAAAUAGUGCCUGGCUGUA